AGACAAUAUAAGAGCCGAGAGCUCCACGACGAUCAACUUUGUUGCGGCGAUAAGGAAAUCCAAAACCAAACCCCAAAUCUCACUCCCAAAGGAAAGGGGUUUUCCUCAGAGCUUUGAGCUCUCGGCAACAGCCCAGAGUCAGAGCUCAGAGCUCAGAGUUUAGAGAGAGAGAGAUUUGAGGGUUUUGGUUCUGAAAUCCCGUUCUUCCAACCAAAUCGGUCGGUGUCUAACUGAGAUACAUCUUUGUCAGGAAUAUUUACAUCCUUGCUAGUGCAUUAAGGGGAAAAGUGCUCUCGGCAUUCAUUAUGGUAAUGGGAAACCUUAAUUCAGGGCUUCUGUGAGAAACUUAGCCAAUGAUGUUGGUUUUUUGGUUAUUCUCCAUCUGAUAUUAGAAUGUGGAAUUUUGCAUCCAAUUGCAUAGCUGGAAGUGUUGGACUGAAAAAUGAUUCUCUAAACCCAACCCAUGCUGCUUCUGAAUGCUCUGAUGAUGAGGCUUCUUCUACUGCUAGCAGAGAGGAAGGUCUAGAGUGCCCAAUAUGUUGGGAAUCCUUUAACAUUGUUGAAAAUGUACCUUAUGUUUUAUGGUGUGGCCAUACCCUUUGUAAAAAUUGCAUCCUGGGACUGCAGUGGGCUGUUGUGAAAUUUCCCACUUUACCAGUUCAGCUUCCGCUCUUUAUAUCCUGCCCAUGGUGCAAUCUCUUAUCCUUCCGUCUGAUUUACAGGGGAAAUCUCAAAUUUCCUCGAAAGAACUACUUCCUACUCUGGAUGGUUGAGAGCAUGAAUGGUGAAAGAGCAAAGUCCAAUUCUUCCUUCUCUAGGGAUCAUCAGUCAGUCUGGCCAGCAAAUGGAAAUUUACCAAUGGGAAGCCAAGUAAACCAUGGUAACCUCAGGAGAGGACAACAUAUUCGUCAUCCAGAGCCAUCAGGAUCUAACCAUAACCAUGGCCAUCGCCAUAAUCACCUCAGUAUGGAGCUGAUACAUUCUUCACUUCGGAAGUCACUGGUUUUCUUUGUUCAUUUGACAGCCAAGUUCCCAUUGGUUGUUAUAUUUCUUCUGAUUGUCUUAUAUGCAAUACCUGCCAGUGCAGCCAUCUUGGCACUGUACAUACUUGUUACUGUUCUGUUUGCCCUCCCAUCAUUUCUCGUACUGUACUUUGCAUAUCCUAGUCUGGAUUGGCUUGUGAGAGAAAUCAUCACUUGAGAUACAUGCUAUUUGUUUCUUAGUUUGCAAAUUGCAAGUGCUUUGAGUUGAAGUUUCCUCCUAUCAAAUGGCACUUGUCUAUGCAAAUAUCAUCAACUUGAUAAUUCGACGACUUUUCACUCUCUAAGGCUGCUCCAAGUUCUUUCCCUUCAAAGCCCCUCAAUCCCAGAUUCAUCCAAGUCUUUCAUUUUCAGAAUCAUUUCAGCUCUUAUAGAAUACGGUUGGUGUGAUGGUUGUUAUAUUGUGUUCUGGAAUUUUAAAGUGUUGGUUGCAUCCAAAUCCGAAUUUCUAAUUGGCAAAGGCAUGGUGCGUUGUGGAUAUUCAGAGCUCCUGUAAGAGUGCAACUGCAGUAUGUAAUUAGUACGGGGGCUAUAUAUGAAAGCUCUGAGUACUUGUUUGUAUGGAAAAAUUCUACAUUAUGGUUAUGCGAUUAAUUACUAGUUGUUUGUCUUAA
Molecule: messenger RNA, 1654 nt
Organism: Alnus glutinosa
Lineage: Eukaryota; Viridiplantae; Streptophyta; Magnoliopsida; Fagales; Betulaceae
Exons: 3
Coding region: 394-1200 (268 amino acids)
Source: RefSeq, a predicted model, not a curated record